UGUAUUCUGAAGAAUGUAAACAGUAACGUUAGCUAACAGUUUUCUAGCCACUCCACCAUGUCGCACAUACCGCCGGUAACUACUUGUAGCUUUCUUGGUUGUUCCAAAGCCAGGACUGAUACUUUACACAGUCUUCCUAAAGACCCUGAAAUCAGAAGACAGUGGGUGCAGUUUCUUUUUACUUCGAAUCCAGAUGUUCAUAUCGGUACUACAACACGAAUUUGCAGCGCGCAUUUCAACAGGGAUUCAUUUCUAAAUUGGGGGCCGAAGUCAAUGGGGUAUGCCAAACUAUUUGUUCUGAAACCGGACGCCAUCCCAACAAUUUUUCCGAUUCAUGAAGUAUCGGUGGAACACACGACGUCGGGUGUGACAAAAGAUGAGGGAUGUCAAUAUGAACCACCACCAGCAUGCAACAUUAUGGUACCAUCACCUCCAAGACCCGUUCUGGUACCGUUAAAACACAACGUGUCAACACAGGCUUAUUAUUACAGAGAAAAAAAUAAAAACAAAGCCAUCCAAGUGCAGCCAAUUCAGAAGAAUGUCGGAGUCAAUACUAGGUUUACGGAGGACAUACCACACAGGGAAGUGAACAGUUUAAACUCUGUCACGGUGUACAUGGCGAGGAAGUACGUGGUCUACGAAGACUGCCUCCUUCCGUUGUUCAAGACUUGUCCGGUCUGUCGCGGCUCCUGCAGCAUCGACAAGUCCAUCCAUGACACCCUGCUCACCAUCAACCGGUUCUGCAACCACUGUGACCACCGGAGCCAAUGGAAGAGUCAGCCCUUUAACCUCCCAGCUGGAUACCUGACCUCCUCAGCAGCCAAAGUAUCAACUGGCACAACUGAUACUCCCACUGGCAUGUCAACUGGUACAUCCACUGAUGCUCAGACUGGCACCUCAACUGGCCCAACUGGUACCUUCAAUGCUCAGACCCUGAAGACUGUGGAGGAAAGUGGUCUGUUGGAGAGUAAAGAUGGUGAUAUCUGCAACAAAGGUCUAGAGGACAUUCAAACCCUGGUGUUUGAGACGACUCUUUGUUUGGAUGACGAAGUUCACGACGACAAAUCCAUUAAGAAGAAACGUCAGUCAUUAGAGGAGGAGGAACAACAAGAGGUGGGGGAGGAAGAAAUGAAGGAGGAGGAGACUAGUGAGGAGGAGGAGGAGGAGAGCUCUGAUAGGGAGUGGGAACCUGAGGUGGAGUUAGGUGAACCUCUAGCCUCAGAUUCCGAAGGGGAGUCCCCGGCACUCUGCCCGGAUUGCGGCACGUUCACCAAAGGCUCCAAGGCACACGUCUGCGAGCACGUGAAGCCGUUCGUCUGCCAGGACUGUGGCAAGCGGUUCGUUAACGAGGUCUCUCUCAACAUUCACAGAAGAAUCCACAAGCCAGGCUACGUGCACGAGUGCAAGUACUGCCUCAAGCCGCUCCAAAGCAGGCCGGAGAAGCUGAGGCACGAGGAGAGCCACCCGCAUGUGGAAAAGCCCUACGAAUGCCCCGACUGCCCCAAAAGAUUUAGUGACAUUAAAGCCAGAGACAGCCACAUUCAAGGCCACAGAGGGCCCACACAACACAUUUGCAACAUCUGUAAAAUGGAGUUCAACAAAAAACACAUCCUGGAAAGACACAUGCUAGUCCACAGCGGGGACAAGUCCUACACAUGCCCCGAGUGCCAGCGCUCCUUCAACCAAGCGAGCCAUCUCAAGUCCCACAUGCGCCUCCACACGGGCGAGCGGCCCUACAAGUGCCAGCAAUGUGACAAGUCCUUCAACCACAACGUGAGUCUGAAAAGCCACAUCCAGCGCUACCACCCAGGCCUUGGCUACGGGACCAAGGAGAAGGAAGAGGGACAGGAGCCCAUCUCAAACUCAGUGACUCAGACUGAACAACAGGUAAUGAUAGAGGAGAGUCGAAAGCCAAACGCAGAGACUGGGCAGAAGAGAGUGAAGAGGGCACUCAGGGCAGGGAGGAAGAGGAAACGACAGACCUUUGACCCUGAGGAGUUUGUGGAGAGUAAGAACAACAGUGACUCAGAAUUCAACCCAGAAGAGGAGGAGAGCGGGAGCAACAGUGACUCUGACUUCAACCCAGAAGAGGAGGAGAGCGGGAGCAAAAGGAGGACUACAGGUAGACCAAUAGGCAGACCGAAAGGGAGACCAGGGACCACCAGAAAGAUGCAUGCAAGAACUGUUGGUAAAGAGCUUGAUGGAUUGAACCUGAAUAAACACAAAUCUGCAAAACAGUGGGAGCUGGAGAAAGAGAGGCAGAGCGACCCAGUGGAGGAGAGAGGGAGCAAAAGGAAAGCCACAAGCAGCGGAAGAGGAAGGGGGAGAGGCAGGGGAAGACCAAAAACCAUUAGAGAGAUGCAUGAGGGAACUGCUUGCGAAGAGCUUGAUGGUUCUAACCUGAAUGAACAAGUACCAUCAAUAGAGACUGGUCUUUCUGAACUUUUAGAGAGUUGUAGGCCAAUUCAAAAUGUAUAUGAGGCUUUUGAACCGAUGCCAAAUUAACUGCUAGUUACUGAAGAGUUGGCCAGUGUUUUCUGUUUUUCUUUCUCGGUUUUCUAUAUUUUGUAUACAUUGAAGAAGAAAAAUGCUGUUAUGAAGGGACACAAAUGUCCCCAAGGUUCAAGAUUCCACAAGGAAACUACUGUGCCUCCCAAAUGGUACCCUAUUCCCUGUAUAAUGCACUACUUUGCAUUGCAGAGUUACAUUGAGCCCUGGCCAUACGCCUGCCACCUGAUUCCUAAUGUUCAACAUUUGUGUUCUAACAAACUUGACGUCUAGAUUAUCAGUUAUGAUCAUUUAAGAAAAUAGUUCAAUAACAAUAACUACUACUGCAGACAAUGGAAAGUGCCUCCUAUACUUAGUCUUUGAUAAAAGGUUAUCUUGGAUUGCAAUUGAUAUAUUUUUCUGACAAGAUUGUAAUAAACUUUUCAAUAUA
This is a messenger RNA of Coregonus clupeaformis (lake whitefish), 2938 nucleotides long. RefSeq names its product zinc finger protein 679-like. The transcript is spliced from 5 exons. The coding region runs from base 58 to 2505 and encodes 815 amino acids. The record is from RefSeq and is a predicted model, not a curated record. Gene Ontology annotation, biological process: regulation of DNA-templated transcription. Gene Ontology annotation, molecular function: DNA-binding transcription factor activity, RNA polymerase II-specific; RNA polymerase II cis-regulatory region sequence-specific DNA binding. Lineage: Eukaryota; Metazoa; Chordata; Actinopteri; Salmoniformes; Salmonidae.